This is a messenger RNA of Trichophyton verrucosum HKI 0517, 636 nucleotides long. RefSeq lists its product as uncharacterized. Lineage: Eukaryota; Fungi; Ascomycota; Eurotiomycetes; Onygenales; Arthrodermataceae. Bases 1 to 636 code for a protein of 211 amino acids. The transcript has 2 exons. Gene Ontology annotation, biological process: lipid metabolic process. The record is from RefSeq and is a predicted model, not a curated record. Gene Ontology annotation, molecular function: phosphoric diester hydrolase activity.
AUGUGUCAUACAUCAUGUAUCCUAGAGGACGCCGGGAGUGUAAGUUCAUACCUUCAAACGGUCAAAACAUGGCUGGAUAGCCAUCCAAAUGAGGUGGUUACUCUUUUGAUCACAAACGGCGAUGGACUUGAUAUCAAAGAAUUUGAUGAUGCUUUCAACGCUGUGAACGGAAUCAAAGACUAUACCUUUCCACCAAAGUCCAAGCUUGCCCUCGGCGAUUGGCCAACGUUACGCGAGUUGAUCACGACUGGCAAACGACUAAUAGUCUUCGUCGAUUCCAAGGCAGACACCAAUAGAUUUCCAUAUCUACUCGACGAGUUUUCAUACUACUUUGAGACUCCAUUCAGCACGACCGAUGAAAACUUCCCUCAGUGUAAGCUUGACCGUCCAGCCGGCGGCAAGCCUGACGGGCAGAUGUACCUUGUUAACCAUACCCUAAAUGUUAACGUCUUCGGUAUCUUCCUCCCUGACCGAUUCAAGGCCGACAGGACGAACGCUGCUGUAGGCCAAGGCAGCAUUGGGGCCCAGGUCGAUUUAUGCAACUCGAUUUACCAUCGCAAGCCCAACGUGGUUCUCCUUGAUUUUAUCACCGAGGGGGAUGUCCUGAAAGCGGAGAGAACGAUGAACGGACUUUGA